Messenger RNA from Neltuma alba, 1229 nucleotides. RefSeq lists its product as uncharacterized. The coding region runs from base 119 to 1006 and encodes 295 amino acids. The record is from RefSeq and is a predicted model, not a curated record. The transcript is spliced from 5 exons. NCBI's taxonomy places the organism in Eukaryota, Viridiplantae, Streptophyta, Magnoliopsida, Fabales, Fabaceae.
GAUGGUCAUGGCUUCCGGAUAGGGGUGGGAAAAACGAGUGGACGGAUUUCAGAGCUCCGGCGCGGCUCCCAAAAUAUUAUGGGAAGAACAAUGUUAGGCUCCGCCCGCAAGCUUAAACAUGGCCUCUCUCUUCUCCUCAGCUAUUUCUAGCUCCACUCUCACCCUUCCCUCUUCAAGAGCCUUCAGUUGCAUGGCCUCCGGCGUCGUCAAUACCCCAACAAAGGUUAUUCCAGCCGUCAUCGUCGGCGGCGGGAGAGUCGGAAGGGCCUUGCAAGACAUGGGCUCCGGUGAUGACUUUCUCGUCAAGAGAGGAGACCCUGUGCCCCUCGAUUUUCAAGGUCCCAUCUUGGUCUGCACAAGGAAUGACGAUCUCGAUCAAGUUCUAGAAGCUACUCCUCGGUCCAGAUGGAGCGAUUUGGUGUUUUUCCAGAAUGGAAUGCUGGAGCCAUGGUUUGAAAGUAAAGGAUUAAAUGAGGCGGACCAAGUAUUGGCAUAUUUCGCAGUGUCAAAACUUGGAGAAGCCCCUAUUGAUGGUAAGACUGAUACUAAUCCUGAAGGGCUCACAGCCGCUUAUGGGAAGUGGGCAUCUGCUGUGGCGGGAAGACUACAUGCCGGAGGCCUCUCUUGCAAGGUUCUUGAGAAGGAAGCAUUUCAAAAGCAGAUGCUAGAGAAGCUAAUAUGGAUUUGUUCAUUCAUGCUUGUUGGAGCACGUAAUGGAGGGGUGUCAGUAGGUGUUGUGGAAAAAGAACACACCUCUGAAGUAUCAAAACUUAUAGAAGAACUAGCAUCAGCAGCAGCUGGAGAAAAAGGUUUAACAUUUGAUGAUGGUAUGGUCGAGCGCUUGUGUGCAUAUUCCCGAGCUGUUGCCCACUUUCCCACUGCAGUUAAGGAGUUCAAAUGGAGAAAUGGUUGGUUUUAUUCUCUCUCUGAGAAGGCCGUGGCGCAAGAAAAACCUGACCCAUGUCCUCUGCACACCAAGUGGCUAAAAGAAUUAAAGGUUGUUUAGAGCUUUAGAUCUCAUGUAUCCUCUGCUUUGCAAGAUCAGGGGCUUAAUUAGUUGGGAUAUCGCUUUCCUUCAAAUUGUCAUAGAAGCAAUACCUACCUCUUCCUUUGUAAAUUUUAUUUUCUACUUUAUAGAGCAUCGAUGUAAAAUGAAAUAAGCUGUGGGAUGAUUAUUAUCAUUAUCCACCAAAUGAAGGUAUUCAGGCUUUCCUUAUUUGAUUUGAACA